This is a messenger RNA of Saprolegnia diclina VS20, 2888 nucleotides long. RefSeq lists its product as hypothetical. The transcript is spliced from 8 exons. Gene Ontology annotation, molecular function: calcium ion binding. Lineage: Eukaryota; Oomycota; Saprolegniomycetes; Saprolegniales; Saprolegniaceae. The record is from RefSeq and is a predicted model, not a curated record. Bases 75 to 2885 code for a protein of 936 amino acids.
AGCCAGACUCAUGUAUCCGACGAUCUUGGCGCCACUCGGUAGCGCAUGAAACGGCCUAUUCAAAUAAAAACACGAUGGACUCGCGCCGUUUGAAGCCCGGCAAGAUGCAGCCCGCGCUGUCGUCGCCCAACCUCUUGUUACCGCAGAGCCGCGAAGAGUUCGUGCUCGAGUUUUACAACCCGCGCCUCCGCGUCGGGCGGGAAGGCGGCGGCUUGAGCGAGUCGAUGAAGCGCGCGCUCACCGGGCUCGACCGCAUUGGCCCAACGUCACCACAAAUCAAGUGUGUGUCGUUUGUGGAUCCGCUCGAAGAUGCGGUCAAGCGCGAUCUGCGCAAGAGCCACCUGUUGCACCCGCUGCCGUCUCUGGCGUCGCCCAAGAAGGCAGCCUCGACACCAGCGCGCUGUCAGCGCUGCUUCUCGUCCAACGUCGUGUAUCUGCCGUCCUGCGCGUACUGCGAGAAGCUCCAGCUCCUCUCGGACGUCAACACGCUAGCGAAGCGGUAUGCAUUCAACCUCCUGGAACGCGAGCCGACGAUCCCGCCGCGGCAGCUCCUCGACUUGGUCUUUGGCUACCUCUACGAGCUUCAAGACCCACUGACUGCAAAGCGCGACGUGCCAGCACAGCUCACCAUACCGAGCGACGUCCUCUCACUCGAUGGCAACAAUGGAUCUGUCUCGAAAGACGAAGCUACGCAGAUGAUCCGCAGCGCCGAGGCGGCGCCCACCGCGCUGGCGACGACGCGCGACGCGAUCCUCGAGCUCAAGCAAGCGCGUGCUUCGAUCGUUGCGAGCAAAGUGGCCUUGUCGCAACCGACCAAGGUGUCGCUCGUGCAGUACCUGCUCGACACGUUUGCGCAGCCGAGCGGCGCGGGCGCCGACUGGACCCGUGAACAGCGCUGGGACCACCAAGACAUGUGCGUCGAGAUGCUCAAGCUCCUCUCGACCGACGACGUCGACGACGUGCUGCGGACGUACAAUGCGUGGAAGCAUGUGAACGAGGUCAACCAAAAGCAGCGCGCGAUGGAGCUCGCGUGGAACCAGCGACUCUUCGAGACGACGGAGGAGCCUCGGAAUGUCCAGACCCCAGGGGAGGACGACGAGGAGGACGAGUGCGAGACGAGUCGCAACCUCGGCCGGCCACUCACUUUGCACCAGAAAAAAGCCAAUCGCGUGAGCGUCUCCAAAGAGCACCGGCGUACGCUCAUUGCACAGCACCAUACCAGCCAGCGCAGCCUUCUUCUACAGUCCAAGACCGAGGGCGCGGCUGUGAGCCCAGCACCACAUGUGGCCUUGAAGGAGCUACCAACGUCUGCAAAGGAAGCACUGGGAACGAUGAGCGAACCUGAAAUCAGCCUUCCGCAGCUCUUCUUGACCGCCGAGCGGUACCAAACAACGUCGAGCAACGGUAUGUUUCACAUCGACCACCUCGGGCUCCUCGAGCAGGCGGGGCUUUCGACACACGACCUCACUACGAUCGUCAAGCUCGACCGACGCACGCAAAUGGUGUACCUCUUGGCCGACGAGAGCGACCGUACGACGCUGCUGCAUCUCUCGUCGCUCGGGCGCGUCAACCUCGUUGCCGAGUGGCUUGGGCGCAAUGUCGACAACGAAACACUCCUCAUUGCGGCGACAUCGGCAAAAGGUCAGCUCCUGAGUACCGACGAGCGCCGUCUCAUUCUGGCCAUGGACGACGCCGACGUUCGAUACCACCUCAGCUUUUGGAAGCAACUGCAGCACCAGCGCGCGCACAAGAAGGUGGCGACGUCGGUGCAUUUUCUGCACCUCAACUUGCCGCACCACGAGCGCGACGCGUUCUUCCGCGUGCCACGCUACUGGCAAAAGCUCAUCAAAGCCCGCGAUCUGAGCGUCCAGCCCAUGCCGAUCGCAGUCAUUCGGCCGUUUGUGCUGCAGCUCUACAUCCGUUGUGCCCAAGAAGACGUCGACGAGUACGACUUGGCCGAGUUUGUCGUCGAGCACAUGACGUUAUCGUUUGGGGCAGCGACGCCCCUGCGACUGCAAGGCUUCAUCACAGCCCUCGAGCAGUACCACACCAAAGACACGUGGCUGUACACGUUUUGCCGCUUUUGCCACAUCACCGAGCGAUUGCCCGCGGGCUGCUUUCGGUUCUACCUCUCGGCGGUGCUCUGCCUGCGCUUUAGCACCCCGAAUCGAUCGCAGAUCGCCGACUAUGUUGUCCCGCGAGAGCUCUUCCACCCGCUCCUCGCGACCAAGGCCAAGAUGGCGCUGCAAGCGAUCGCGCGGGAUGCCCACGUCCGCGACGAACACUGGCUCGCGACGUUCACCGAGAUGCGGACCGUGUGCCCGCGCACCAAGGGCGUCGUGAGCAACCACCUCUACGUGGUCGGGCUCUCGGUCUUUAUGGACCUCGUGCUCGGCAUUUGGGAGGCCAACCGCGAGAGCAUGACCAAGGAGAUGCGCGUGCUCUUUGAGCAGUUUGACACGGACCACAGCAAGAGUCUGAGCUACGCCGAGUUCAAGGCCUUCAUCACGCACUGCAGCGCGAGUCUCGAGGCCAAGAGCCGCCCGCACUCGCCACUGCGCCGGGCGUCCUUGAGCUCUCUUCUUGGACCUCCAAAAGCCCGCCCGGAACGCCGCCCCGCCGGCUCGUCGCCCAAAGACGAAAAAGACAUUAUCAAGCUCUACGCCAAGUGCCUCAUGCAGUCGGACAAGGACGAGGUCAACGUCGAGUCGUUCGUGCUCGGUGGUCUUGACAACCCGCUCAUUUUGACACUACUGGGGUUUCCCGUGCCACCGACGCACACAUCGGCAGCUGGCAUCAUGGCGCUGCAGCUCGUCACGCGCGCGGUUCGCGCCUACAUUCAGCGCAAGCGAAGUCGUGCAGCGGCCAAGGCCAAGGCCGCGUAGACU